Gossypium arboreum is the source of this 4914-nucleotide messenger RNA. RefSeq lists its product as uncharacterized. Bases 592 to 4713 code for a protein of 1373 amino acids. Gene Ontology annotation, cellular component: Ino80 complex. Lineage: Eukaryota; Viridiplantae; Streptophyta; Magnoliopsida; Malvales; Malvaceae. The record is from RefSeq and is a predicted model, not a curated record. The transcript has 3 exons.
AUAGCGCCUAAAGCGGGGCAAGAUCCAACGGCGGGAAACUUCCUAAAUGCUAAAUCACGAGCCUUUCUCUUCUUCUGCUUCCCCCUUUCCCUCUUUCUCUCCCGCACGAACGCAACUCACUGAGUCAAGUCCAGUCAAGUUCCUUUCCACUCUCUUUUCUUUCUUCCCCCAUCCCCCCUCAACCCUAUGCCCUUUUUCGUCUUUUCCUCUGCAAUUUCCAUCCAAGGGCUCCCAUCGUUCCACGUCACUUCCGUCUUCUUCAACUCCCCCCUUCCCCUUCCCCUGAUCCCCUCAUCUCCUUCCUCUUUUAUUUCAAAAACUCCCUUUAGGGUUUCUCAGAUUUAACUGUCUCUUCUUUUUCUUCUUCUUUUUCUUUUUGCUUUUUUUCCUCCUUAUUUUUCUUGAUUAGAAAAUUAGAAGAAAAGGAGAUCUCCAAAUCUUCAAUUUCGCCGCUGAUAUUUCUUCACUUCCUUUCGGACGAGGUUUCUGAUGAAUUCGUUGUACUCCGAAAACGGUGAAAAUAAUUCUUUUUGAAAUAUUAAAUUGGUUAGAAUUGAGGAUUAGAAAUUUUUUUUUUUGGUGCUUAAGGUUAUGAUGGCGAUUGAGAAGAGUAAUUCCAAAGUUUCACCCUUUGAUUCGGAGUUUUCGCCUGGUAGUAGAGAGAUGACUGUGUCAGGUGAUGAGGACGAGCUUCAACGUCCAGGGUCAGCCGUUGAUUCUGAUGAUGAAUUUGACGAUGAUGCUGAUUCAGGAGCAGGUUCGGAUGACUUUGAUUUGUUGGAAUUAGGUGAAACCGGGGCUGAAUUUUGCCAAGUCGGGAACUCGACCUGUUUGGUUCCUUUUGAGUUAUAUGAUCUUCCUGGAUUGGAAGAUAUUUUGUCUCUUGAUGUGUGGAAUGAAUGUUUAAGUGAUGAAGAGAGGUUUAGCCUUACUAAGUUUUUACCUGAUAUGGAUCAGGAUACGUUUAUGCGGACCUUGAUCGACAUUUUUAAGGGUAAUAAUCUUCACUUUGGGAGUCCUAUUAAGAGUUUGUUUGAUAUGUUGAAAGGAGGGUUGUGUGAGCCGAGGGUUGCACUUUAUAGGGAGGGCAUGAAUUUCUUUCGGAAGCGGCAGCAUUACCAUCAUCUGAGGAAGCAUCAGAAUACUAUGGUUGUCAAUCUUAUUCAAAUGAGGGAUGCUUGGCUUAAUUGUAGGGGAUACAGUAUUGAGGAGCGGCUUCGUGUUUUGAAUAUUAUGAGAAGUCAAAAUAGUUUGAUGUAUGAGAAGUUGGAAGAUAAGGAUUCUGCAUCCUCUGAUGGAGAGGAUUUGGUUGAUGGUUUUUGGAGCAAAAGAGUUAAGGACUGGAAAGCUCCACAGAAAUCAGGUCGCUACUCUGGCUUUGGGGUUGAACCAGAUUUAGAGUUUGCAUCGCGAGGACAACUGAUGGAUUUGGAACCAUCAAAAUACAGGAAGCAGAAUCCAAAAGGCAAACUGAAGACAGGUGAGUCAAAACUUCCUUUUGCAAGAGAGUUUGGCAGCCGCUUUUCCCCUGAUUUAGAUAUGAAUUCUGAGCCAUACGGUUUGCCAGGAACACUUCCUCGAGAGAAAUAUGAGUCUGCAGCACUCAGGGCAAGGGAUUGGAUGAGGUUAGAUGAUGCUGAAGACCCAAUGUUUGGAACAGGUAUUCAGCGAAACCAAAAUGCUCUCGAUAAUAGCUUCAUGGGCAAAUCUGGUUCUUCGAGAGCAAGGAAGAAGUACAAUCUUUUAAGAGGGGAAGAAUUAGCCACUGAUAGUUUCACGGCUUCGCCUUUGUCUUCAAAGCAUGAUUUCCUUUCCUAUGGUAGGAAUAGGAAUGCGAAUCAAUUGUCCGAGGCAAAAGUGUAUGCUUCAAAGCCUCCUAAUAUGAGAAUAUCUCAUGAUUUUGCCAAAAAGUCCAAGCGUUUCAAAAACGACCCACUAUUUGCAGCCGGAGAUCAAAUAAAGUCUAUAAAAGGCCGAAUUCCUUCGCUGCCAUUGCAAGGGAGUCGAGUUGACUUAUCUGAGCGCACUGAACUGUUUUGGCAAAAUGAAAACCAAGGAGAAGAUUUCUCUGUGGAUUUGUCCGUUAGACCUGAUGAUUGGAAUAUUAAGCACAAGAAAUGGAAAACACUGCGGGAAUCUCCUGAUCUCAGUUUUAAAUCUUAUAAAGCUUCCUCACCACUGAUGAGUGACCAAUUCUUGAAAUCUGCCAGUAGAAAGAAACCAUCGCAGGAGAAGAUUAGAGGGAACUAUUUGCAAAAUGGAGGAGCAGUUAUGGCCAUUUCAAAAGGUAGUAGAGCAUUUAUUAAAAACGAAGAAACAGAAUCUGACUCAUCUGAGCAAUUUGAUGAUGAGGAGGAGAGCAAUCCUCUAAUGAGAGGCAAGUUGGCAUACACCAGUGGCGUCAUAGAAAAUCCUCGCCUGUCUUCAUUGAAUUCUGGCCUUGAUUCUAAGAAGACCAAAUCUUCAAAGAAAUAUACUAUGAAGGAUGGAUGGCCUCUUGAUGGAAUGAACCGCUACUCCAAAAAGAGCUUUGAGGAAAAUGUGCACGUGGCAGGAGUAGAAAGCUACUAUUCGGAAAGAAAACAGAAGGGUAAGAUGCAUGAAAGCAGUCCCUUACCUAACUCUGGUUCUAGAGUUUUGGAUGAGGUUGGUGGGAAACAAGUUUCCAAGUUGGUCAAGAAUGGCCAUUUACGAGGGGAACCUGGUGACAGGUUACGUAGGUCCUCAUUGAGGGCCUACCCUACUGAGAAAAGGCAGAACGGUGAACUUGCCUAUGAUCAUUUUAUGACUCAGUCAAAUAAUCAGCAUGAUUAUCUUGAUGAGGAGGAUGGUUCGCCUGUGGCACUAUCAUUGGCAGAUGAAUUUAACCUGGGUAGAACUGGGAAGAAAAGACAGAACACUGAAGCAUAUGAUCGCUGUGAGAAGUCUGAAGUUUCGUUGCUAGGGAGCAACAAAGUGACAAAGAAGAAGAAAGGGAAGAGGUACGUGGAAGAUGUCAACGGAAGAGGUGAAGAUGGCAACGUGCAGCCUAACUCCCAGCAGCAAACUGAUGAUUCUCCUUUCUUGAAGAAAAAGGGAAAACGGAAAUUCGAGGUUGAUACAGUUACUUCAGAUAUGGAACCUUCUGAGCCUCAUGGUGCAGAUCUGGGAACCACAGAUUUGGAGAUGGAAACCAAACCACAGAAAAAGCCAUUUACUUUGAUUACCCCUACCAUUCAUACUGGAUUCUCAUUCUCAAUUAUACAUCUUCUUUCUGCAGUUCGUAUGGCAAUGAUUACUCCAUUUCCAGAAGAUUCCUUAGAGGUUGGUAAACCUAGAGAGGAGCAGAAUGGAAAGCAGCAAGGUGAUCUGAAUGGGGUUCUCUCAUGUGACAACACAGUUACCAAUAAUUCAGACCAUCUUGUGCAACCAAGUGUGCCUUUUCUUACCGUUCAUGAUAUUGUUAAUCGUGUGGCAGUAAAUCCUGGAGAUCCGUGUAUCCUUGAGGCAGAAGAGCCGCUUCAAGAUUUAGUUCGGGGAGUUCUAAAGAUUUUCUCAUCAAAAACAGCACCUUUGGGAGCAAAAGGUUGGAAGGUACUUGUUGCCUAUGAGAAGUCCACAAAAAGCUGGUCUUGGGUUGGCCCUGCUAUGCAUAGCUCAAACAAUGUUGAGACGACCGAGGAGGUGAUAUCACCCGAAGCCUGGGGUCUUCCUCACAAAAUGCUUGUCAAGUUGGUUGAUUCUUUUGCAAAUUGGCUAAAAAAUGGUCAAGAGACUCUCCAACAAAUAGGAAGUCUUCCUGCACCUCCGCUUGAACUGAUGCAAGUCAACUUAGAUGAGAAAGAAAGGUUCAGAGACCUAAAAGCUCAGAAAAGCCUUAACACCAUUAGCUCAAGUUCUGAAGAAGUGAGAGCUUAUUUCCGUAGGGAGGAGCUUCUUAGGUAUUCUAUUCCUGACAGGGCCUUCUCUUACACAGCUGCUGAUGGAAAAAAAUCUAUAGUUGCUCCCUUGAGGAGAUGUGGAGGUAAGCCAACUUCAAAGGCUCGAGACCAUUUUAUGCUGAAACGUGAUCGGCCACCGCAUGUUACGAUUCUUUGUCUUGUGAGAGAUGCUGCUGCCAGGUUGCCUGGAAGUAUUGGCACACGUGCAGAUGUUUGUACUUUGAUAAGAGACUCUCAGUACGUCGUUGAAGAAGUUUCUGAUGCACAAGUAAACCAGAUUGUUAGUGGAGCCUUAGACCGCUUGCACUAUGAACGUGAUCCUUGUGUACAAUUUGAUGGAGAGAGGAAAUUGUGGGUUUAUUUGCAUAGAGAAAGAGAAGAAGAAGAUUUUGAGGAUGAUGGUACUUCAUCUACUAAGAAAUGGAAGAGGCCGAAAAAGGAUACUGCUGAGCAAUCCGAUCAAGUAGCUGUAACAGUGGCUUUUCAUGACACUGGGGAUCAGUCGGGAUUUGAAUUAGGCUCUGAGCUUAAUGUUGAACCUUCAUGCAUUUACAGUGAUAAAAAGAUGGAGUGUUGUGAUAGACAAAACGCGGAGGAUAAUGCUGACUCUAGUCAUGGGUCUGAGCAAUGUACCAGUCAGCAGGAUCAUCCAAUGACAUUGGAGCCUCCUGACCUAAAUCCUGUGCAAGAUGGCGAAUUACAAUGUCAAGAAAAUUCCACUAAUGAAGAUAUUGAUGAUAUUGAUGAUGGUAGAGAAAAACCUGUUGAACACCUCGAUGCAAGCUUAUUAUGAUCAAAUACUUGAGGGCAAAGUCCAGCUUAGGUAGGAUAGAAAGCUUUCAAGGUAUGUAUUUAUAAAUUGGAAGGUUACACUUACAUAUAGAUAGUGAUUUUAGAACAAAAUGUAGACUAGAAACUGAUAUUCUGAUGGUCAAUGAACACUUCAUGAUUCUGUUAAUCAUCACCAUAAUAAUAUAAUCUAUAUUUUUGAUAA